Molecule: messenger RNA, 6845 nt
Organism: Protopterus annectens (West African lungfish)
Lineage: Eukaryota; Metazoa; Chordata; Ceratodontiformes; Protopteridae
Exons: 15
Coding region: 273-5438 (1721 amino acids)
Biological process (GO): protein phosphorylation
Molecular function (GO): ATP binding; protein kinase activity
Source: RefSeq, a predicted model, not a curated record
GAGGCCCUGCAAUACAGCACAGGAUCGGCUCUUCCAGAUGGAAUGGUUUUACAAUUAUUUCUAAUAUCCACAAAGCUGGGCUUCUUUGUUUCUUUAUUUGGCCAAGAUGAGUGACAACGGUGACAACAGCAAGAAUCUCAGGUGUUUUCUCCCUUUAAUGCAGGUGUCAAACAAUGCCAGCAGUGAAAGCCUGCAUCUGAUGGAUCUAACGUUAUUUAUUUAAUUUUUUUUUUCUAAAUCUGCUUUAAUGCCAAACUCUGCUGGCCCCUAAGAUGUUUCGGCUGGAUAUGGUGAUUCUUGUGGUGGUUUCAAUGUCUUAUUUUAACCCUGAAAAGGCCCUAGCAGCGCCUUCGGAGAUUGGAGGCGUGCCUCAGGGUCGUGCCCUUCUAGCACCACCAUAUGCCAUUGCCAUGAUUUCCUGCUCAGGGCUGUUUGCAUUCAUCUUCCUUCUCAUCACUUGCCUCUGCUGUAAAAGAGGAGAUGUUGGUUUCAAGGAGUUUGAGAACCCAGAUGGAGAGGAAUAUUCUGGGGAGUACAGCCCUGCAGCAGAGGAAACGUCAUCCUCCCAGUCCCUGCCAGAUGUUUAUAUCCUUCCACUGUCAGAGGUUUCACUUCCAAUUCCACUUCCACAGGUAGCCAAAGCAGAUUUCAUAAAACACCAAGGCUUUGGUCGUCAUAACCUGAGCUAUCUGCAAGAGAUAGGAACUGGAUGGUUUGGAAAGGUCAUCCUGGGAGAAAUCUUCACAGAUGUGAAUCCCGCACAAGUGGUGGUGAAAGAACUGAGAGUGAAUGCAAGCCCGCUGGAGCAACGCAAGUUUUUAGCAGAGGCUCAGCCUUACAGAAGUCUCCAGCACCCAAAUAUCCUUCAAUGUCUGGGAAUCUGUACUGAAACUAUCCCCUUCCUCCUUAUCAUGGAAUUCUGCCAGCUGGGAGACCUCAAGCGUUAUCUGAGAGCUCAGUGCAAGGCAGAUGGAUUGACCCCUGACUUGUUAACCCGUGACCUCUCCACUUUGCAGCGAAUGGCCUAUGAGAUUACUUCUGGGGUCUUACACCUACAUAAGAAUAAUUACAUUCAUAGUGACUUAGCUCUGAGAAACUGUCUUCUGACCUCUGACUUAACAGUGAGGAUAGGAGAUUAUGGCCUAUCGCACAAUAACUAUAAGGAGGAUUACUGCAUCACCCCCGACCACCUGUGGAUCCCUCUGCGCUGGAUUGCACCCGAACUCUUAGAUGAAGUUCAUGGAAACCUGGUGGUGGUGGAUCAGAGCAAAGAGAGCAACGUCUGGUCUUUAGGGGUGACAAUGUGGGAACUGUUUGAAUUCGGAAGUCAGCCUUAUCGCCACUUGACUGAUGAGGAGGUUCUGACAUUCGUUGUAAAGGAGCAGCAGAUGAAACUAGCAAAACCUCGUCUAAAAGUGACUCAUUCCGAUUAUUGGUAUGAAGUAAUGCAGUCCUGCUGGCUUCCCAUUGAUCAGAGACCCACAGUGGAAGAAAUACACCUUCUCCUAACCUACCUCCUAAGUGAACGUGCCAAUGAGAGUGAGGACAGUUUUGAGAGGCACUGGAAUGCACUAAAACCCAACAAAACCCCUGGAAGUAUACAUUCAGAAGAGAUCUCUGCCUUUCCACUGCUGGAUAACUUUACAGGAGACAGCUUCCAUGCCGACAUGGAUGAUAUUCUCACCGUUACAGAGACAAGUCAUGGUCUGAAUUUUGAAUAUAUGUGGGAAAAAGCAAGGAUGAGCCAUUCAGAACUGCCAACACAUAUCAAGGACUAUCCUUUGCCUUGUCCAGUCCCAAGUCAUGGUUUAACAGUCCCUUCUAACCCUUUCUAUGACUCUAGCCGUCACCAUUCAAGGCAAAGCCUGGAGACACCGAGUGUGGUUCCUGUGAUUAGUGCCCGUAGCCCAUCUGUAUGUAGUGAAUACUACAUUCGACUUGAGGAACAUACGGAUCGAGACAGCUGCUUUGAAUACACUGUAUGUGCUCCUAGCCCCAUCUCUGAACGUCAGAUGGGUUUUGAUUCUGUGAAUCAGAGGUCACUUAAUAAGCCAAGUGACUUCACUUAUACUCACCAGCCUUUCUGUGAUAGAAGCCCAAUUUCACCCAUUAAGCCUCUCUUUUGUUUAAAUCACGAAGUGCCCCAAAGCAGGAAUGGGUAUUUUUCUCAUGAUACUCGACAGAGAGAUACUAGAAGCCAAGUAUCACUGUACCAGAAUGCUAGUCAGCUUGCGUUACAUGACAUGUCUCUAAACUACAAGGCCUGGACUCCCAGCAAAACUAAUCCUUUUGUGUCAAAGCCCAAGGAACUCCCCAAAGCAGUAAACCCCUUUAGGCAUUCAAUCGUGUCCACACUGAAAGAAGAGUCUUUUGAACACUUUGAAGAGACAUCGUUGAUGGAACCCAUGAGAAAUAAUGGGUCAAGCGAGGAACUUAAGGAGAUGUUGAAUUCCGCGAAACAUAAUUCACUGUACAAAAAGCCUGAGGACAGAACCAGGAGAAGAACUUGUACUAUUCUUCAUGAGGUCUCCUCUGAAGAGUCAAACUGCAGUGAUGUUCUAAAGUCAUCAUACGUUGAACAAGACAGACCUACCUGGAUACCAGAACGUCCACUAGAUGAGGUUUAUAUUCGCUCUAGUGAGCGUUCUGGAAAAAACACUGUUCACCACCCUUCCUGCCCACUAUAUGAAACUGCAAAUUUAUUAGAUUUCAAACUAUGUACCUGUGUCACCAUCAAAGAGGAUCUGAAGAAUAACUCUGGAACUCAGGGUUUAGAGAACUGUAGACAAAUUCCAGAGGCACAGAAAGGAACAUCUGAAAACAAACCAGUUGAAGGGCAACGCUCCUCACCAUCUCAGCAUUUCAGCAAUAAUAUUAUUUCAACUACAUUGCCUAAUAAUUCCACAUCAAAUACAGAUGGACUCAUUCUGACAAAAUGUGGGCAGUUCUAUGAUCCUUUAAUGGGAACAGCAGUGAAGAAUUAUGAUAUACAGGACUAUUCGAGGAGGACACAAACAAAAAUGAAUGUUCCUUUAAACAAGUCUCUGACAAAUAACCUAUCCUACUUCACCAGCAUGUCUAACUCCCUCUCUGAAUGCAGCAUUAUUGUUCCCAUUGAAAUUCCACCUCUUUCUACCUUAGCCCAAACUGUAGAUGAGGACACCAUUGAAAUAUCUUCUGAUGCUCUGGAGGGAUAUAGCACAGUACAGUCAGCAUUACUGUCUUCUAAUGUCUCCCAGCAAGUAAAAAGAGGCACUUUGGACUCUGUGGAUUCUUUGGACAUACCAUCAAACACAAGUUCGUCAGAUAUGUGUAGCCCUGCCUCUCAUUAUUCUUCACCCAGUCAGAAAUUUGGUGAUAGCGGUUAUGAGACAGAGAACACCCUCUCACCGGAGCUCAUUUUCAAGGACGCAGAUGAUUCAAAGUCUCAUGAUUUGUCUUUGACUCCCAUCUCAGAGUCUGUUAGUGAUCUCACUCUAACAGAGGAUGGACUGGACUUUCAGAUGACAUCUGAGGAUAAUGCUUCCUUGAGAGCUUUGGAUAUUGAAACUCCCUAUAGAGAUUCUGCUUAUUUCUCUGACUUUGACACAGAGUCAGAAAAGUGCCAAGCCCCGACAGAUAGCAGAAGCACAGAAGAUCUGGUACUAGAAGAAAACAGAGCCUUAGAAGACAAAGGAGGGGAAAUACAAAGCAAUGAUGAAGGACACGAUAAUCAGAAUGGAGAGAUCAGUAGUUGCAAGGAGAAUAAAAGGAUUGUGGUUGCAGCUUCUGAAGAGGAAUGCACAAUUCAUGGUGACUCAACAAAAGUCUUAAACUGUAAUGAUGAAAAGGAGGCAGAUAGUGAAAGAGAAAAUAAAAAUGAGUUUGAUGAUCAGUCUGAAAAGUCAAAUGAGAACGGGUCAAAAGAGACUGAUGAUGCUCACGAAAUGUUUGAGAAAGAAAACUUUUUUACAACUGAUAUAAAAGAAUCAAUUGAGGAAGAGGAAGAUACAGAGACUUCAUCAAGGGGGAGAGAAGAGAAGAAGCCUCCUACGAAAAUGAAUAAAACACAAGGUGAAACUGGAUUUGUAGUACAGGUAUCCAAAGAAGAGCUUCUAUUCACCUUAAAAGAGAAUGUCACAAGGAAUGUUUUAUCAUCAAGAAAGACAUCUGCAAGAGGUUUCCACAAUAACGUCCUUGCAGAACAGGCAGUAGUGAGGACAUGGGCUGAGGAGCAGCUAAUGAAGGCUAUUUCUUAUCCCACUCACUCUAAACAAUCACAAAGCCAGGAAGAAAUGCCAGAGAAUUCCAUCGUCUUACUAGAGGAAGGCAGUCGAGUAAACAAUACAAACAAUGCGAACAAUGUGAGCAACAGAGCAGAAAGCGCAGUGUUAGGAUCCGAAACACUGAACUCUGACACUGGAGUAUCUUGUAACUCAAAGAAAGAUAAUGAGGGUCCGGCUGCUACAGAUGACACUAUCAUAAAAUAUGACACCGAGGACAGCAGUGAGGAGGCUGAUGAAGAAGAAGAAGAGGAUGAGGAUGAAUUUCCAAAAGAAAACAUAAAGCAGAAUCUGAAAAGAGCUCAUGAUGAUGAAACUGCAUUAAAUGGGAAGGAACUAGCCCACAGUGUUCAGUCACAUAGUGGAACAGAUAAAGCACAGACAAAAAGGGAGGGCCAACCAAAACUGUUCCUUGAUUUUGGACUUGUUUCUCCUCAAGGAAGUGAAAACAUCAAAGCAAAAGUAGCCCGCCUUUCAUUGUCCUUACCGCCACUCAACUUACAACCAUUCCCUACUUCACCUCCUUGGAAGCCUUUCUGGGAAACAGACAGUUUUACAGCAGACAGGGACUAUAACACUGGCAAUCACAGUGACGGAUUUGGGGACCCAUUCUGUCACAGCUUGGAGAGUGAAGAGGAACCCGAGGAAGUCCCCAUCAUUGUCACAGAAACAGAUGAUGGACGAAACCUAAGAAGUUUGUUGAAAUCUCCAAAGUCAGUAGAAGAACUUGAUAGUGAGGAGCUGGAUAAGAAGAGAAAGAUGGUGUCCUUCUUUGAUGAUGUCACAGUGUAUUUGUUUGAUCAGGAAACACCAACUAAUGAAUUGAGCAACCAGAAUACUCCUGAGAGUGAGCCAGUAUCCCAGGAUGGUCCUGGGGAUGCAACAAUUGAUGCCUUCCUUCCCGCUGAUGGCUUCAGUGGCAGCUUCGAAUGGGAUGACGACUUUCCUCUUAUACCCCAGCAUUCUUCGUUCACAUCCCAAGGAUCUGAACGUAUCUCUUUGCCUCAGCCUGUCAUCUUCACACCAGCACUGCCAGUGAAAAAAGUAGAAACGACAAGUGCAGAGGGCCUGAAAUAUUCACGCUUCACGGUGUCACCAGCACUGGAGCCCCAGUUUUCCCCUAAACCCCCAUCACAAACAGACAUGGCAGCUUCAGCAGAACAGAGAGAAAGCUGAAAUGUACAUGAGUCCUAAUCACAGAUAUUGGCAAUCGAAGCAUCUGUAGGCCAGCAUUAGUAUCGUCUGAUGAAGUGACUUCAAGCAACACUUCUUUGCGUGGAGUUCAGGAUAUUAUCAGUGAUUCUGUUCUUUCAGAAAACACUUCUUUAGGGGGGAGGGGGCUUUCCACUAACAUUCCGAUUUUGAUUGUGAAAUGCUGCUGCUGGAUCUGCAGAGAUCAAGAUGGGAAUACAAUGUCAUAUCAAGCUUAUUUUAUCUGAAUGGGGAAGGGUUUUCAGCUAUUACUAAAAGGUAAUUUAUUGUUAUCAAGUUUCAUAAACUUUUGCUGAUGUUUCAACAUGAGACAAACUGGAACUUUUAUCUGACGGUUGUGGUGGAAUGUAAUUUUUGUGAUAUAUGAUUCAAGAUGGGCCAAACUGUGUGAUCCCUCCAAACAUCUUCAGCUGUGCACAUCUCUAAAUGGUACGAAAGGCAACCUCUUUCUCUCAAGAAUUCCGUGAAACAUAAUUUCCAGGAAAACUCCUGAGGGGCAGUGACUGGUUUGAUGAUACAGCAUAUAGAAAUGCGAAUUUCUACUUAUUAAAUGUAUACAGAUACUAACAGUACCAGGCCUUUGCUGGUGUCAUUUCAUAUUUUGACAUCCAUGGACGGGGAAUUAUUAAUCGACAAGGAUUCUGGUUCAGUAUACAUAUACACAAUGGAGCUGAUCUGUGAUGUUUACGAUGUUAUGGAAACUCUGCAAGAAAGAUUUCACUCCACUCUGAUGUUAAUGUUAAGAAAUAUGUCUCAAACUUCAAAGACACUACUAAAAGCUUUACAUUUUCUUAUAUAAGGUAGUUCUGUUGUCAUCGCUAUUAACCUGGAAAACACAAGUAAAUUAAACACAAUGAUUUUGUAUCAGCACAGCACUGGUCACCUAAUGUUAAGCUUAAAUCAGAAACAGAAAACAUUGUACGCAUGCCACUGGCAGACAUAUUUUUGUGCUAAUCAGCAAUAGUUGGAUACGCAAAGUCAAUAGAUACAAACAUGCAUAUGUGUGUGUUUGUGAGUAUGUUUAUUCAUCUAGCUAUAGCUAUAUCAAUAUAUAUAUAGCUAGACAGAUGUAGACACAACAUACACACAUAUGCAAUUCCUCAUAUACACAUACAUACAUACACACAAAUGCAGAUAUGUAUACAGAAAUAAGAGAAGAAAUAAUUUGGUCAGUUGGUGGUACUAUGACAACCUCUCUCUGGCUGUUUUUAAAAAGUUCAGAAUGUUAAAAGACUUUCAGACAAUCAUAAAACAUUAAAAAGUUAUAGAUGUAGGUUUUCAUUUGACUUACUUAGAUUUCCAGCCCACUAUUUUUGACCAUCACAACUAUGAUAACUACCAUGAACUGUCAUUAAGUGUCAACAACAGAUG